AUGUCAACACUGCUGAAGGUCUUUCUAUCUCGAGACAAAGCCCUCGUGAUCCUGUGCUUGGAACUCGCGCUGCUUGCUUUGACUCACUCGCUCUUGCAUUUCGACAAAGUCACGGCAGUUGAGCUAAAUCUUGAUCCAGAUGUUGGGAAGUCCACUGUCGAGCUCGUUCAAGCGCGUGGCUAUGUAGUGGAGACGCACAAUGUCACGACAAUAGAUGGAUACAUCCUCUCCAUGCAUCGCUUACCAAUGUCGUACGAAGAAAGCCAAGCAGAUACCACCGACAACGACAAGGCAGACCGAAACAAACCAGCUGUUUUCGUCCAGCAUGGAAUGGUGGCCAGUAGUUUCGCAUGGGUGUGCGACUCCCGGAACCAUAGUCUCGCCUACGUGCUUGCUGAUGCUGGCUACGAUGUCUGGCUUGGGAAUAAUCGCGGCAAUACGUACUCGUCCAGCCACGUUAGGUACACGACCAAAGACGAUGCGUUCUGGGACUUUUCAUGGGAAGAGAUGGGCAAGUUCGACAUGCCAGCAAUGCUCAACUAUGCUCUGGAGACGUCGGGACGGGAGACACUGGCCCUUGUCGGGUACUCGCAGGGGUCAACUCAGGCAUUCGUUGCGUUUGCUGAAAACCAGACCCUUGCUCGAUCCGUGUCCUAUUAUGCGGCUCUGGGACCUGUUGCCUGGCUAGGUAAUACAGCGUCGAGGACGUUCAAGCUCCUUGCUCGUGCCUACUUCGACAAGGUCCUUGAGGCCUCCAAUCAAGUCCAGCUCUUUUCACAUAACGCGUUGCUACGAAAAAUCAUUCAACCGGCUGCAUGCCACAUGGAUCCGGAAUUGUGCGCCUCGGGGUUUGCACUCGUAGUCAAAUCUACGGAGAACUUGAACGCAUCUCGUAUAGGCGCUUACACUUCAGAUGUGCCCUCAGGAACUUCCGUCAAGAGCAUGCGCCACUAUGCCCAAAGCAUCCGCGAAAACACCUUUUCAGCGUUCGACUAUGGCUGCAGAUGUCCUCGCAUGCUUGGCAUUCACCUGUGUCCGAAAAACAGGUGCAUCAACAAAGUCAAGUACGGCAGCUUUGACCCACCAGAUUUUUCCAUCAGCAGCAUGGAGUACCCUCGCACCGGAUUAUUUACUGGUGAAAACGACAUCUUCGCCACUCGAGCUGACAUCGAUCAGUUACGAUCUGCGUUGCCGUCCAGCACAAUUGUUUACGAGAAAGAGAUCAGCAGCUUUGGCCAUUUGGACUUUGUUUGGGCUGUUCAAGCCAACGAAAAGCUCUACCAACCCCUGCUUAAGCAGCUUGAGCAGUACGUCGACACCGGAUAUUAG
Messenger RNA from Peronospora matthiolae, 1329 nucleotides. Lineage: Eukaryota; Oomycota; Peronosporomycetes; Peronosporales; Peronosporaceae. The record is from the annotation of a GenBank genome assembly.